GUAAUGAACUAUAAACGAAGUUGAAAAGGUUGACUUGGUGUUGCAUAAAUUGACACCAACCCUCACAGCAUAGCAUUGCAUUCACAUAGGCGCGCGCACACACACACAGAGUGACAGAUGGGAGGAGAUGGUUGUCUUCCUCUUUUCGAGACAAAGACAUCAAAGGGACGUAUUGCAUAUCAGUUGUAUGCUGUUUCAGUAUUUGUGGGUAUAUGCUUCAUAUGUGCUUACAGAGUGAGUCAUCUACCCCCAACAACAACUACUACUACUACCCAAGAUGGUAGUAGAUGGGCUUGGAUCGGAUUGUUUAUCGCCGAGCUCUGGUUCAUUUUCUACUGGUUUAUCACCCAAUUCGCUAGAUGGAAUCCCAUCUAUCGCCACACCUUCAAAGACAGGCUUUCUCAAAGAUAUGAGAAGGAUUUGCCGGGGGUGGAUGUGUUCGUGUGUACUGCAGACCCAACAAUAGAGCCACCAAUACUGGUGGUGAACACUGUGUUAUCAGUCAUGGCUUAUGAUUACCCGCCGGAGAAGUUGAGUGUGUAUCUCUCCGACGACGGCGGAUCAGAGUUAACAUUCUAUGCAUUGUUAGAGGCCUCUCGUUUCGCAAAACAUUGGCUUCCAUUUUGCAAAAAGUUCAAUGUAGAACCCAGGUCUCCAGCUGUUUACUUUUCAACUGACCAAUCCUUUGUUGAUGAUGAUGAUCCUCUCAUGGCCAAACAAUGGUCCUCU
Camellia sinensis is the source of this 729-nucleotide messenger RNA. The record is from RefSeq and is a predicted model, not a curated record. NCBI's taxonomy places the organism in Eukaryota, Viridiplantae, Streptophyta, Magnoliopsida, Ericales, Theaceae.